This is a messenger RNA of Alternaria rosae, 2634 nucleotides long. RefSeq lists its product as uncharacterized. The record is from RefSeq and is a predicted model, not a curated record. The transcript has a single exon. Lineage: Eukaryota; Fungi; Ascomycota; Dothideomycetes; Pleosporales; Pleosporaceae. Gene Ontology annotation, cellular component: mitochondrion. Bases 50 to 2308 code for a protein of 752 amino acids.
CGUUGGUGAAUUGACCUGGGAUAACAUUCAGUGAGACUUCCCGUACACUAUGCGACCAGCCCUAAGGCAAGCCAGGACGCUGCUGAACCAUGAAGCCUCGGUACCUCUCUUCCUCUGUCCCGCCCUGGUCAGAGCGCCCAUAGCCUCUCAUCGCCGUCGAACGCCGCAGAAAGAACCUCUGCAGAAGUACUCAACUUUUGUAGCACCUCAGGAUCAAAUCAAUGCCACCGCCCUUCCUCUCGAUACCAGCGACGCUCCUUCCAGUAAAUCUUCACCAGACACAUCCUCAACCCAGAGGUCAUUGCCACGGGCAUGUCCAGGAUGUGGUGCGCCAUCCCAGAUAUACGACAAGAGGGAGGCCGGGUACUACGACGUAGACCGGAACUCGAUACGGGAAUACCUUGACGGUGUCCAAAAGGCAAAAGAAGCGACUGUGGAGGACGACAUAUAUGCCAAGGCGCUCAAGAAUGUGAAUCCUGAGCUGCUCGGAGAAUUGGGGCUUCAGGAUGAAAGCAUCGAAACAAAGCCAGAUCACGAAACGCCGUCCACGCCCAUAUGCGACCGAUGCCACAACCUCCUGCACCACCGCAAAGGAUCGCCUAUACACCACCCGACCGUCGAAUCCAUACAGCAGACCAUCGCAGAGUCGCCCCACCGCCGCAACCACAUCUACCAUGUCGUCGAUGCCGCCGACUUCCCGCUGUCCAUAGUCCCAAACCUCCAAUCGUCCCUGCGGAUACCCAAACUCCGGACCCAGAAUCGGCGCGCAAAACACAAGGGAUGGGUCGCCAACGAUCGCAUUGCAGAGGUCAGCUUCAUCAUCACGAGGGCUGACCUGCUUGCGCCAAAGAAAGAGCAAGUGGACGUAUUGAUGCCAUACAUCCGAGACGUACUUCGAGAUGCACUGGGACGACAGAACGCGAAUGCGCGACUGGGCAACGUGCGGCUUGUGAGCGCAAAGCGGGGAUGGUGGACUAAACAAGUCAAAGAAGACAUAUGGGAGCGCGGAGGUGCAGGCUGGAUGGUCGGCAAGGUCAACGUAGGAAAGUCGAACCUCUUCGAAGCUGUCUUUCCGAAAGGGCGAGGAGCAGACUACCAAGACGUGCGCAAGAUACGGAGCGCAGCCGAGCGUGAGGCAAUGCUCAGCAACGCAAAGUCGCUGGAAGAGCUCACCCGGGUACAACAAUUGCUCGCUGAAGAGGACGCCGAGACGGAGCGACUAAAGACCAGACCUCAACAACAUCUUCAUCAGCCUCCUGCAGAACUCGAAGAACAAGCCGAAGAAGAGGAUUUUGACGACCCUGACGCACUCCUCCCACCACCUCAGCCAUACACACCAUAUCCCGUCCUCCCAAUCGCCUCCUCACUGCCCGGAACUACCGCUUCUCCAAUCCGCAUUCCCUUUGGCAACAACAGAGGCGAACUCAUCGACCUCCCCGGCCUCGCCCGCACAACACCCGGUCUAGAAACCUUUGUCCAACCCGCCGCCCACGACGACCUUGUAAUGAAGAACCGCAUAAACUCCGAGCGCUACACCCUCAAGCCCGGGCAAUCUCUCAUCCUCGGCGGCGGACUAAUACGCAUCACACCCUCGACCCCCGACCUAGUCUUCCUCGUCCACCCCUUCGUCCCUAUCCACCCCCACGUAACCCGCACCGAAAAAGCCAUAGACUACCAAGCGCAGACCUCAGAGCGCCAACUCCAAGUCGCACCCAUCCUCGCCCCCAACGUGGGCCCCAAGAUGAAUUCCGCUGGUAAAUUCCAGCUCAAAUGGGAUGCGACCAAGAAACUCGCUGGUCCCGUCACCUCCCCCGUGGCGGGCAAGAUGAAGCCCGAGAAUCUGCCCUUCCGUGUCUGGAGCACGGAUAUUUUGAUCGAGGGUGUAGGUUGGAUAGAAGUCAGCGCGCAAACACGCCGACCCCAGGGCUGGAAGCCAUCUGGCCUCGAGAAGAAAGACCCAAAUCAAGCGAAAUUCGACCGCAUCACGCGCCUCAAGGAGGAAGAAGAACGCAAGAAUAGAAAGUUCGCUGCACUUGCCCGUGCGGAGGAGCAAGGUCGGGAUGCGGAAGAAGUUCUCGAAGAAGAGUUUUACGAAGACGAUAUGAGGGAUCGGAUGGCGGAUUGGGAGGAGGACUAUCCUGAAGUGGAGGUAUUUAGCCCGCUGGGCAAGUUUGUUGGACAGAGACGACCGAUGUGUGCGAGUACGGUUAGUGGGCCGAAGUAUGUCGCGAGUAGGGAUAGGAAGGUUAGGCCGAGGAGGAGUAUGGUCAGUGUUAAGAAGCAGCGGAAGCCGAAGGGCGGUGAGUAGGUCGCUCAGAUGCAUAUGUAGAUUAGUUGUGUAUAUUAGGCAUAGGAAGGACGUGUUGCGAACGUGAUUACGACGUCAUCACAUCUGCGAGAAGACGGUGGAGCUGAACGUUUAUGCUAAUGAUAUUCGUCUACGCCGUAUAAACUCCGUAAUGCGUCGAUUCAGUUACGUCAACUUUCUCGUCUCCAGGACAAUCGCGUCUUCCAUACGCCCAUUACGCCAAUCCAAUGUCCUUCUUUCACCUAUAUCCAAUACAGAUCUACUCCAGCCCUCUACUCAAAAGCUUCCUACGUUGCGCAAUUAUGUUCCACACCAUGCCGUCAUGU